AUCCCCAGGUUCUUUGUUGGAACAUCCGUGGAGAGCGGCUGGUUUCCUCCAGCAGGCUGGAGUGAGGCUUCGGUGGCGUGCUCCCACCGUAGAUCGUUCUCUUUUGGCUUGUUUACGCAGCCCUCACGUCCAGCCAUGAAGCGGUUGCCUCAACGCGGGCACAAUAAGCUGCUCUCACCUCACCAAGAAGGAGAGGACAAUGAGCUGCUGCUUCACCAUACAGCUCUCCUUGCCCAACAGCCGGAAGAAAAUGACUCUGGGCAGCUUCGCUCUCCUCAGAAUGGCAAGGGUUUGCCGCCACUUGAGAAGAGCGCUUUGGAAUUGCGCUCCGGGGAUUUCAAUUUAUCCGGCGGGGAGCCGACGGGAACGUCCAGCCAGAAGAAUCUGUCAUCGGACAAAGAGUCCCAAGACGGGGGCUGUAAGUCAGAGAAGGCCAGAAAGCAACGCACAGCCUUCACAAAAGAGCAGAUUUGGGAACUGGAGUCCGAGUUUGCGCAGCACAACUAUUUGACCAGACUGAGACGCUACGAAAUAGCCGUCAACCUGGAGCUGACGGAACGACAAGUGAAGGUGUGGUUUCAGAACAGGAGGAUGAAGUGGAAACGCCUGAAAAGUGGUCAACAGGGGGCGCAAGCGCUGGAGAGAGAACUGCAAAAUGUCCAGAAAGGCAGAUUGUUGCCAUCGGAGAUUUGCAGUAUUGAAGGACUGCCACGCUGGGCCAGCUCACCCCAAACCCCGAGUGAUGAGCAAGAAGACAGCCCAGACAGCGACCUGAGCUCAGAACAUCCUUCCCUAUGACCUUGUUUGCCUUGUCACUCACACCCAGCAAGCUGGCAAAUAUUUAGGGCGCUGUAUUCUCUAUAUUUGUUCUAUUUUCUGAUAUUGCUGGCUGCAUUCAUCAGAUAUUUAUUUCUCUUCUGUUCUGUGUUCUGGUGAGCCUUGGCUGAUCCAGCUGGAGUGGUUCAUUUUUUAAAAUUUUUUUCUUCUUCCCCUACUUUGCUCCGGAAAUAAAAAAUGGAAGAUCAAUACCCAUAGAAACAAACAGAGCAGCAUGACGAGAAACACUCGGACAAGACGCCCGCCCGGGUGGAGAGAGCAGAGCUCACGGACCUCAUCUUCUGUCCUCGGACUGGGUGCGUAGAAGAAAGAAGAAAAGUAGUCAGAAUCCUGGCGUUUUGGAAUACGCCGCUUAUGAUGUCAUCCGAUCCUGGAUGAACUUUGACCCAAAUUGGAGCAAUUUCUCUGGAGCAGGACGGGCCAUGCUGUCAUGGCAGCACACGGUGCCAAGAUCAACUGGGCCAGCCAGCUCAAGACUUUUCCACGCUUUGGCCCGUGUAUGCCCCUCCCUCAUACGCUCCACUUUUCCCAUUCAAUUUGGAAUAAGAGCGAGCGAGUGAGCAAGUGAGUGAGUGCAAAGCCAAGCAUUCCGCCGUACCAUGCCACUUUCCCCCUGGCUAAAGUGCUGGCAGGAAGAAGAACGUACGUAUUGUGUGAAAGCUGCUUUGCUUGAACUUUUCGAGUAUGGCUUGAUCCCUGCAGUUUGUACUUUGACCCUCCGGCAAGCUGGCGAAGGACAGCAAACGUGCACAUAUGAUUUUGUGUAACUCUGACAUGAAUACAGAACGUAUCAGUCAAAAGAGACAGCCCUAGCUCCCUCCCUCCCUCGUACGUACGGGCGGACAGCUUUCCAGGGAGCUUCAAAAGAAAGAUGACGUGAGGUGCAUUACAAGUGGCUCCAGCGCUCCAACAAGGAUUUACCAGCAGAAGUGGCCAGAAACAAGAAGAAGAACUGAGUGAGAUGGCACGGAAAUGGGAAAAGCUGCCACAUCUGCCUUUGAGCUCUUCCAAAGCUGUGUGAAAAUGCCAAAACAACAUUUACAUAUUUGUGUUUUGGCUUUUUUUUUUUUUUUUUUUUACACAUUUCUUUGGGCGUGGGUCUGCAUGCGCUAAUGGUGGUGGCUAAGGUUAUAUGCUGGACAACAGGUCGCGCUUGCUUGGCUUUUAAUCUUCAACGGUGCAGCACAGUCAUGCUGCUGGACGAGGACGAGCUAUUUUGGUGAGGCCAAUAGAAAGUUUACAUUGGAGCGCCUAGAAAGUGUGUUCAUGAUAACAAAUGAAGAUGCCAAAAAGGAGGAAAUGCUGGAGAGCUGCUGGAGAGUACGCGUGAAGCAUGUACACAAAUGUGACCUACAUUGGGCCUCUCCAGGGACACUGUUGCUAUGGAGUGUAGAAAGGAGGGAGAGAGGGAGGGAGGGAGGGAGAAAAGGAGGGUGUGAAACACAAGCGCUCUUGUACCUGCUGAGCAAAAGCUAAAAAGGAGAGGCAUCUCGCUCUCUCUCUCUCGUUUACCCAUCACCAGAGCAGGGGGAAAAGAAGAAGAAGAAGAAAAAAAAAAACUUCAGAGUGCACACUCGGCAUCAGAAUUCCUUCCACAUGCAGCCAACUUCUCUGCCAGCCACUGCACAAACCCAUUGCGUCUUUUAGGCAAAGCAAUUCCAUUUGCCAUGGCGGGAGUUUCUCUUUCACCAGCUGAGCAAAUCUUCUUGUGUCAGAGGAAAGGCAACCCUGCCCAAACACCUAUUGUUCUUCUCACACUGAGGUCAUUAGGGAAGUUCAACGGUGUGGCAAGCAAGCAAGGAAGGAAUUCUUGAGUCCAACUUGCUUUUGAGGUGGAGCAGCGUCAUUCUUGCCACUACUGUUGGCCUUGCUUUUUCCCCCCAAGAGCAGACAGCAUUUGAUAUCCCUGCAGUUCGAGAGACCCGAGUACGGAUUCAUUAGAGCACUCAAGAGUCGACGUUUUUCCAGGACGGAAGCAGAGCGUAACAUCUCAAUCUGUUGUUUCACUUCAAGACCUCCCUCCCUCCCUCCCUCCCUCCCUGCCUCCCUCCAGUAGAGAAUGAAACUUGUUAGAAUUGCAACCAGAGGACAUCAUCUUUACUUCUGAGCAGAAUAAGACAAGUAUGUGUUACAUUGGUUGCUAUAAUAUUGAAAAGAUGAAUUCAAGCAAGCAGGCAAGCGGUGUGGGCCAGGCCGGGCCACGCUGGACAAGAAGAACUUGCAGCAUCUGUGCGCAACAUGUGCCAAGUGACGUAACAGCUUGACAGCAAAAGUGUUUGCAUUCCAAUUUGCUUGGGAUGCUUCCACUUGGACCUAAGCUCCCUCUUUUUGACAUAAGCUGAUGAAAAUGCUUGUUGACGAGAAAGCAGUCGCUACAGAUGUUCUCCUCAAUGAAGAGAAUUGAGCUCUCUCUACCUGGAAAAAUCCACGCAAGCCAACGUCAUGUCCAUUGUUUCAUACAUCAGCUUGGAUGGAGUACAAGUGAGGCAAUCCAAAUUGACGCAAGGUACCAAAGACUACUUUUCAUCCUUCCUCUCUCCACUGAAACCCUUGGAGCGGUGUGCCUUGUGAAAUUUGCAAGGCUUCAUUUGGCCUUUUUUUCCCCGGUCUGUCUUUUCGUCCCAGCAUCUCAGCUCAGCUCAUUGGUGCCGUUAGUUGGGUGGGGUGGGGUGGGGUGGUUGCUUGGUUGGCAGACUGCCAGGCUCUUCUCAGGAAACCCGCUCAGGCAGGCAGGCAGGCAGGCAGGGAGGGAGCGGUUCCUCUUCCCUUAUCAGCACAUCCUGCCUGUCCUCUGCUGUGACAAGCACACUGUUCACACCCUUCGCAAUCUCACCCUGAGGGGGGAGCUGGCUGGUCUGCCGGCCGGCCGGCCGGCAGGCUAACAUUUCAGCACUUGAGUUCUUUGGAACAAUAAGGAUUUUGUGCUCCUCCAAAUUGUGCAUCUGAUCCAACCUGGUUGGACAGAUGAUAUUUUUAGUAGCGUCCGCCAAAGCGUGUGAGCCGAGGGCUCCGAAAAAGAAGGCAUUGGCCUUCCUUUGUUCUGCCGCGGCACCGUAUCAAUCAACAUUGGAGUCGAUCAAAUCGCUACAAUAUGCAAAAGCAACUUUUGAAAGGCUGUUUGGAAGAGAUCAAGCGGCGCCAGCAGACAAUUUGACCAUUUCCAUAUUGCAAACUUAAUACCGCUUCGAGUCAUCAGUUUGGGACUUCCUCUAAACUUGGAUGAUCCAGAUAGCCUUCCCGAUAAACGAAGCAGCUGCGUCAUUCAUCUAUCUCCAUUUGCUUUAUUCCAAACGCACAAUAUGAAAUGCCCAUAAAUAGGAUCAGAUGCCCUUUUGAGGCAACACUAUUGAUUUCAGAAGGAUUCUGUUCGAGUCCCUUUUCAAGCCAUGAAUGGGGCCGUUUAAAGUGCACACGAUGAAUUUUCAAAUGGAGGCGAGGACGGACGCUCGACGAGCUGACCAAGGGAUGCCAGUGCGAUGAAGACGGCGGCGUCUGCCGGUCAAAAAUGAUGACAAUCCCAUUUAAGAUGUCACAGUGACACUCAGCAAUUCAUGAUAUAUCAAACAUGUAUGUGGAACAGUCAUUCAUCCUGACAAAAGUCACGAUUGCUUUAACUUCAGUCUUAGCAAGUUUUCAGAGCUGAGGUGCAAAAAAAAAAAGCGAGCAAUUUACCAAGUGAUGUUAACUCUGCUAGAUAGGAAAGGCCAAUGUGAAUCAUUUCCUAACAGAUAUAGUAGCCUUUUGAUUUGACUAGUACACCAGUAAUAGCUUUCAUCCUUGCUCCCAAAAUAUACUGCAGUGUAGUACAUUUGAUUGUGCCCCUAAUCUGUAUCCUGCAAGCAGGCAGGCAGGCAGGCAGGCAGGCAAGCAAGCUUUGGUCUAGUCCAACUAUGUUGUAUGCAGUUGAUUGUUUUGGCAGCAUAAGGUUGGCAGUGAACUCUGCAUUCUUUGAUUUGUUUGCAACAGGAAGUUUGAUUGUCUGUCCCCACUUUUCGGUAGCAUUCAAUGUCCAUAGGGCAGAACGGAUCCAUCCGAUGGUCCUCUAACGCUCAGUGACCUGAACAAACAUCCCAGGACGGUGGGAAAAAGCUCCUUUGAGGGACGCAGCUCCUACUAGCGGCGCUGGAUUUGCCACAUCAUCUCUUCCUCUUCUUCUUCUGUUGUCGCAGCAACUUGCGCCUCUUUGCGAUCAUGCCGUGCAGUUUGGCCAGGCCUUCGGGCAGGCCCUCGCCGAUGAUAGCGCAAGCCGGCUGCAGGUGCCAGGGCGUGGCGGCGCUAAGCUCGCCCAGAGCCAACAUCUUCUCCGUCUCCGUCACGGUCAGCGAGUUCCUCAAGUCCUGCUUAUUGGCCACAACCAGCACGGGCACGCCUUGGUUCUCCGCCAGCCGGGUGAUCUUGUGCAGUUCCGUCUUGGCCUCCUCCAUGCGCUCGGCGUCCGCAGAGUCCACCACAAACACCAUGCCGUCGGCGCAGCGGGUGUAGGAACGCCACAGAGGUCGAAGCUUCUCCUGACCUCCGACGUCCCAGAAGUGAAAGGACGCUGUCCGCCGGCUCUCCCCGAGCGAGGCUUUUAUCUUCUCGCUGUUGAAACCCUUGGUCGGGACAGUGUUGACAAACUCGUCGAAUCGCAGCCGAUAUAGCACCGUGGUCUUGCCGGCGCAAUCCAAUCCCACGAUGACAAUGUGUAGAGGCUGGAAGGGCGAGAGGCAGGUGAAUUCCGAGAAUCCGUUCCCCAUCUUGCUAGCUCACUUAGUAUUCAGGAGCCUGCGUUUAUUCUGCAGCAGCCUGGGGGGAGGGGGGGUGCAUAAUGAGUCAAAGCAUACAAACACCUCGCACCUUGGUGAUUCACACAAAGACUCGAGCCUCCACAGGUGUGUAUCUGCAUUUCCUCCCUCACACAGAUGAAUGAGGAGAGGAAUACAACAGCAGCCCGUUUGAUACGCUCAUUUCUUUUUCGAGGGCGAAACGAAAAACAAAGGCUUUAGAUCGGUCCCUAAAAGGUUGGGAGAUCCGAGAAUGCGGAGGAACUUUCACAUACGGUGCCCGGCGCCAACUUCCGGUCAAGGGGGAAACUGGAAAAAAAGAUCACAAUCUGAAAAAACAAGAGUUGAACUCGAAAAAAAGGUGUGAGUCUGAAAAUAUUAAACAAGCAACUGAAAAAAAAAUCUCUGGGGAAAAUACGUUUAUUUUCAGUUUCAAGUUGUUUGUUUUUAAAGUACAAAACUUUUGACCCCAAUCUACCUCCACACAUUUAUGCCUGAAAUAUUGAAUGUGACUUCGAGUUUUAGGUGAGGAAAGGGCGUGAUUUUCUCGCCUCUCUUUCCCACAAGUUGGUAGUAAAAGUUAAUCAAUAAAACCAUGUCAAAAUCUCCAGUAGGCUAUGUCACAACUAAUAAACAAGGCUGCAAAAAAGAUGGAGAACAGGUCCCCUCAUUAAUAAUGUUAUUUUGACGGCAGGUACAAUACAAGGGUUUUCAAAUUUGGGAGAAAAACUUACAUUGUUAGGCCAUUCUUAAUUAGUCGCUGACGCUCCUGUAGAAUUCCCUCUCCACGCAUCGACGCUCUGAUGGAUAGCUCGAUAGACGAUGGAUGGAUGGAUGGAUGGAUGGAUGGAUGGAUGGUUGGAUAGCUCGCUCUCCGGAGGAAAGAAACCUCCCUCCCUCCCUCCGUUCCGCGGAGACGUCAUCCAAAUGAUUACAUAUGACAGUUUCCGGUCAAGAGCUUCAAACUAAAACGACUUUAAAGCUGACCGAAUAAAUGCGUCAGUUUCCGGUCAAGAUCUUCGAACUAAAACACAUUUCAAGCGGAAACGUCAAGAACUGAAUAGCUAUCGCGGUUUCCGGUAAAGACCUUCAAACCAAAAGUUAUAACAGUAGUCUACACUCUCUCCUCCACGUUUUUUUUUUGAAGUUCACCAAAAAUGCCUCACAUCAAUGAUCAACAAGAAAAUAUUUGAAUCUGUUUAUUGAACUUCAAUUCUCUAGAUACAAUAACACAAUCACUUACAACACAAUCACAAAACAAGUAAACAUCCAAACUAUCUUUGUGUAACGUCAUUUAUUUAACAACUGAAAAAAUGCUCUUGAAAUAAAUAUGUGUACAUGGUCUAUAUAUCAAAUGUUUAGCAAUGAAAAUCUCAAGUGUUAUUAGGACUGCCGUUUUUAGUGUACAAAGUAAAUGAUUACAAAUGAAUGAGCAAAAAAUACAAUAUGAAAUGAUUUGAAUGAAUAAGAUGCGCUGGUUACAUUGCGUUCUUUAGCCCCCCAAAAAAUCCUCUUUACAAUAAAGUAGGUCAGAAGACGAUUUACACUGGGCUGAAGUAGUGAAAUCAUUUAACGCAAAAUGCACUAGUGAAAUCAUUGUGAAAAAUAAA
Syngnathus typhle (broad-nosed pipefish) is the source of this 7210-nucleotide messenger RNA. RefSeq names its product homeobox protein MOX-2-like. The transcript is spliced from 3 exons. NCBI's taxonomy places the organism in Eukaryota, Metazoa, Chordata, Actinopteri, Syngnathiformes, Syngnathidae. Bases 136 to 798 code for a protein of 220 amino acids. The record is from RefSeq and is a predicted model, not a curated record. Gene Ontology annotation, cellular component: nucleus. Gene Ontology annotation, molecular function: RNA polymerase II cis-regulatory region sequence-specific DNA binding; DNA-binding transcription factor activity, RNA polymerase II-specific. Gene Ontology annotation, biological process: positive regulation of transcription by RNA polymerase II.